Molecule: messenger RNA, 2312 nt
Organism: Serinus canaria (Common canary)
Lineage: Eukaryota; Metazoa; Chordata; Aves; Passeriformes; Fringillidae
Gene: CHRDL2
Product: chordin like 2
Exons: 11
Coding region: 1-1302 (433 amino acids)
Molecular function (GO): protein binding
Source: RefSeq, a predicted model, not a curated record
AUGCUUCCCGGGGCGGGUCCCCUCGCCUUCCUCCUCCGGUGCCUCCUGCUCCUCUUCGCCUCCGAGAGUCGAGCCCGGGCUCGGCCGGAGGCGUUCUGCGACUUCAACGGCAAGAAGUACAGCCCGGGGGAGAGCUGGCACCCGUACCUGGAGCCCCAGGGGCUGAUGUACUGCAUCCGCUGCAGCUGCGCCGAGAACACCAGCAUCAGGUGCUCCCGGAUCCAGUGCCCGGCGCUGCCGUGUGCCAGCCCCGUCACGGAGCCGCAGCAGUGCUGCCCGCGCUGUCCCGAGCCCCCGUCGCCGUCCGGGCUCCGGGCACCCGCCCGGUCGUGCCGCUACAACGGGACCACGUUCCAGCAGGGCGAGAUGUUCAGCGGCAGCGAGCUGUUCCCGGGCCGCCAGCCCAACCAGUGUGUGCAGUGCAGCUGCUCCGAAGGCCAGAUUUACUGUGGCUUGGUGACCUGCCCCGAGCUGCUGUGCUCCUCUCCCUUCAGUGUGCCAGACUCCUGCUGCCAGGUCUGCAAAGAUGGCUCCUUGGAGAAGCCCACGGAAGAGGAGCCCCUGCAGUUAAACAGAGGUGUUAGGCACUCCCAGGACCAGUGCUUGGGAGAGGUGGUGGGCAGGAAGCCCCCCGGAGCCACUGUCUCCACGGUUCUCAGCUCUUCCCUGGAGCUAAUUCCCAGAAGUUUCAAACCCAAGGGAGCAGGAGGCACCACUGUGAAGAUCGUCUUGAAAGAGAAGCACAAGAAAGCCUGUGUGUACAACGGGAAGACCUACUCCCACGGGGACGUGUGGCACCCCGUGUUCCGGCUCUACGGCCUGCUGCCCUGCAUCCUCUGCACCUGCAGGGACGGCGUCCAGGACUGCCACAAGGUCACCUGCCCCAAGGAGUACCCCUGUGAACACCCAGAAAAAGUAGAUGGGAAAUGCUGCAAAGUAUGUCCAGAAAGCAGAGUGAAACCCACGGAGGAGGUGGCCACCCCCCGGUGUGGCAGUGGCCCCAGCCGUGUCCUGGUGUACGCCUUCGUGCCGCCGCGCUCCGAGCCCUCCAAGGAGAUCCUCAGGACCGUGGCCAUCGAGAAGGAGCUGGCAGAAGAGGUGGAAAUCUACAACUGGAAGCUGAUUAAAGGAAUAUUCCAUCUGAUCCAGACCAAGAAGAUCAGCAAGCAAGAAUUCAAGCAAGAAGCACAACACUUCAGGCUGAUCACAAGGACAAACGAAGGUCACUGGAACAUCUUUCGAGCGCAGACGUCGGAGCUGAGGAUGACAGAGAGCCCAGAGAAGGAGACAAAGACCUCGUAAAGCCAAGAACUUUCCUCUAGCUAUCGAUUUAUCUACACACAGACACACAUACACAUAUAUACCAACUCCAGAGCUGCAUUAUUCCAUAGACUGGCACUGCAAUACAGGUUACACUAGUGGAAAUUCCAGCGACUCCAGAGAACGAUCCCAACCCGUCGGAGCCACAGCCGGGAGGGCAGGUGCCUCUCUCCAGCGGGGGAGCCAGCACCUCCCGCUGCCCCAGAGGUGUGGGAUGAGCACAGCGAGGAGGGACAGACUGCCCUCCAGAGGGUGGGACCUGGUGCCACACGAGGAGGAGGAGGAGGAGGAGGUGGGAUCCAUCCCGGACACCCCGGCGUUCCUGAGGAGCGCAGCAAAGCGGGACAUGACCCUGCUUCUCACCAGCUGCUGGGGGAAAGGUGACCUGCAAAGGGAGAAAAAUCAUCCCUGCUCCUUUCCUCGGAGCCCAUGGGAGCUGCAAAGGGGUUUCUUUGGCUGGAUGCCCUCCAAGGGCUGUUUCUGAACAAUCUCCUCUCUUCCAGCUGGGAUGAUUCUUUUCCCUCUUUGCAGGUCACUUGGAAAUGUAGGUUUUGGGAGGACCCACCUGCUGGCAGGGUCUGAGACCCUGGGCACUGCACUAAGGUCGCUGCUCAGCAUUUAUUGUGCUAUAUAUUUAUAUCUAUCCUAUAUAAUAUCUACCGGGCUGUAUUCACAGGAGGGGCAUCUCCCAAAGGGCAAACAGGAUCAUUUCUGCAGCAUGGGGAGGAGGGCGUGCAGCAGCAUCUCCUUCCCCCCGUCUGGAAACAGCUUUGGGGGAUUUUCAGGUUGUUUUGGUACAUAUAUUUAUCCCUGGAUUCUUGUUUUAUUCUGUUUUGAUAAAUCUAUUUAUUUGGAGAUCCAACUCUGUCUGACAAAUCGGAUUAAAAGUCUUCUUGAUUCAGCUUCCUGUGCUGGUUCUCCUUUCCCUGUAGGGUCUGUGUCAAGGCUCGGGGGCCCUGGUGGGGUCUGGUUCCCCUGCACCCACUCGGGGC